AUGUCCAACUGGACCACUGUAACCGAGUUCCUCCUCCUGGGCUUCUCGGACACUCGGGAGCUGCAGAUCUUACACUUUGUCAUCUUUCUGGCAGCGUACCUGGCAGCUCUGGUGAGGAACCUCCUUGUUAUCACUGUUGUAACUACGGACCACCACCUCCACAGCCCCAUGUACUGGUUUUUGGCAAAUUUGUCCAUCCUUGACCUUGGCUCCAUCUCUGUCAUUGUCCCCAAGUCCAUGGCCAAUUCUCUUUUAAACACCAGGACAAUUUCCUAUGCUGGAUGUGUGUCCCAGGUCUUUCUCUUCUUCCUCUUUUGUACAGCUGAUCUUGCAUUCCUCACCAUCAUGGCAUAUGACCGGUACGUUGCCAUCUGCAAGCCACUGCAUUAUGAGAUAACAAUGAACAGGAGAGCUUGCGUCCAGAUGGCUGCCGGUGCUUGGGCUGCUGGUGCCAUGUACUCUGCACUGCACACCGGGAGCACCUUUAGUCUCCCCUUCUGCCACUCAAAUAUCAUCAACCAGUUCUUCUGUGAAGUGCCCCAGCUGCUCAGGCUCUCCUGCUCUGACGCAUACCGCAGGGAGCUGACAGCUCUUGCCUUCAGUGUGUUUUUAGCUCUAGGCUGUUUUGUUUUCAUCAUUGUGUCGUAUGUUCAGAUCUUCACCGCAGUGUGGAGCAUCCCCUCAGAGCAGGGCCGGCAGAAAGCCUUCUCCACCUGCAUUCCUCACCUUAUCGUGGGCUCCCUGUUUAUUUCCACUGGCGGCAUUGCCUACACGAAGCCCGUCUCUGACUCCCCGUCACCUCUGGAUCUCCUGGCGGCUGUUCUGUAUUCUGUGGUGCCUCCAUUGAUGAAUCCGGUCAUCUACAGCAUGAGGAACAAGGAGAUCCAAGCUGCCCUGAGGAAA
Molecule: messenger RNA, 903 nt
Organism: Alligator mississippiensis (American alligator)
Lineage: Eukaryota; Metazoa; Chordata; Crocodylia; Alligatoridae
Product: olfactory receptor 14A16-like
Exons: 1
Biological process (GO): G protein-coupled receptor signaling pathway
Cellular component (GO): membrane
Molecular function (GO): olfactory receptor activity; odorant binding; G protein-coupled receptor activity
Source: RefSeq, a predicted model, not a curated record